Messenger RNA from Musa acuminata AAA Group (dessert banana), 6377 nucleotides. Its product is annotated as protein ROS1C-like. The record is from RefSeq and is a predicted model, not a curated record. Gene Ontology annotation, biological process: base-excision repair. NCBI's taxonomy places the organism in Eukaryota, Viridiplantae, Streptophyta, Magnoliopsida, Zingiberales, Musaceae. The coding region runs from base 531 to 6080 and encodes 1849 amino acids. Gene Ontology annotation, molecular function: DNA demethylase activity; 4 iron, 4 sulfur cluster binding; DNA N-glycosylase activity. The transcript has 18 exons.
UCCAUCUCUCCUCUCUGUUAAGAACUGUUAAUUCUUGAUAAGAAGUGCGUGCGGCACUUGAAAAGAAGGAAAAGUGUGAAAGAAGAAAAAGUGUCGAUCUCUCCUCUUUUUAUUCUCCUCAGAUUCUCUCUCCUGCUCUACGCGGUGGAUAAUAUUUUUAGGUCGGUUUUUUAUCUCAUUAUUCUAGAGUUCGGUAUGCGACCCUACUCUUUUUUCUUCUACUAGAUUCUAGAGUUGUGUGUUUUUAGCAGCUUAUGGAGAUAAAUGAGGGCUUUUGGCUUCAGAGAAAGGUAUUGUGUUAGUGUUUCUUUCGCAUUUUGUUUCUUUAGAUAACCGAGACUUCCUUUAAGCAGAUGUGCUCAGAUUGUUCUUAGCUGUCACGCCUAGUUCUCUUCCAGAAAUUGUUCCCCUAGUCAGAGAAGUUGUGGCGAGGCAACAACGAUCGAUCUUGAAAGCCCUCUCCAGAAGGAUCGAAAAACUCUGAUUUUACCCCUACCUUUACCUCUUUCUCUACAAAUUCGACAUCUGCGAUGGAAACAAUGGGGGCGAAGCUUCAGCAGCAGGAGGCUUUGGAGAAGCAGAGUGCCUGGGUUCUUGCCACUCCAGCAAUGCCUAUCACCCCUGAGAAAAGUCCCACAACCGGUCCUCGAGACCUCAAUUUUUCCGAGACGGCAACCUCCUCUCCUCCAAACGAGGUUCAAAAUCACAAUGUUGGAUCGCACCAGACCAUAUUGUUGAAUCCAACGCCAGGGUUUUCUCCGAUACAUUUUGAGAAUGUCCUGGUACUCACUAAUCCAACUGGAAUGCAGAACAUAGCAUCUUUUGCGUGGAACGAUCAGCCUCUUGCUCUGUCAAAUGGGAAGCUACUGCUGAGUGGAAGCAUUUGUCACGGUGACAGUCAUCUUCUCGAUAGGACUUUUGUCGGGUUUUGUCCAAAUCUUAGAUUUACCCCAGAGGAAGCUGCAUGCACGAGCAAUACUAAGGCAAUGCCUGUUCUAGUAGCCCCUGUUACUCCAGCUAAGGGCAACAAAACAAAUGAUUCCAUGCAGAUGCACAAGGAAGUCGAGGAGCUGAUCAGGGGAAGAAGGAAAGAAGCUGGUGAAACUCAGUGUUAUACCACUGUUCACCAUGAUUCCUCAAAGCUAGUAGCAUCUGCAACUCCAGAUAAGGGAAAGGAAAUCGAAGAUAACAUUCGGGAGGUGAUCACUCCUGUUGAUGUGGAUUUAAUCAGGAAUGGGAACUCACAGGGAGGGGAUCAAUCUGAACAGAGUUCCUUCAAGAAAGGCACUUCCUCUCAAGAACUGGGGGUUAAGCUGCCUACACAUGCUUCAGUUUCUUCUGUUAAGAGUCAGUUGGACAUUGAACAGGACGAGGAGAGGAUAAGCCAAGGAAGAGAACUCAGCAGCACUACAAAGAAGAAGGGAACAAGGAAAAGACACAGGCCAAAGGUCCUCAAAGAUGGGCUCUUGACCUCAAAAAAACCAGUUACUCCACAGCGGGUUGGGAAAAAAAGAGAAGGCCAAACUGGUAAGAGGAGUUAUAUGCGCAAGAAUAGAAGCUCGAAUUGCCCAAACACACCUUCUGAUACGCCAAGAGAUACUGGUGAAACCUCAGGCACAGUAUCAAAAUCUGCCAACCAACGAACUGACAAUGAAACCAAAUUUAUCAGGCGGAAAUUGGAUUUUGCAUCUGAAAGCCAACCGGUAGAUGAGUACCUAGAGCAUGCUUUCACUAAAUCAGCAUCUCAAGCAAGGGGGAGAUGUUCCACUGACAGUGCCACCUGCUGCAGAGCUAAGUUGAAUGUGCAACUUGGAGAGGGACUGGAAGUUGAGGUGGAGAAUUCAGGAACAGGCAUUGCAUUUGAUCUAAAUCGUUCCAUUAAUCAAGUGCUGGAGGAGUCCAUAAGACUGCCAGAAGAUCCAUCUCCACUUCAUCGACCUUCCAGAAGAGAAUUGUUGAAGAAAAACUGGAAGUAUCUGGCUAGAAAAUCUGGCAAUGCAAAUAGUACAGAUGACUCCAACUUUGUCGGAGUAUCGAAUUUGCAAAAUGUCAAAUUUCAAUUAAAGCCAGAUGGUGAUUCAGACAUGACUUUGAUGCAAGAUGAGGUGGAUUAUAAACAAGUUGAGAGUAAUUAUAGUGCAUAUCCAACUUCAAGUGAUACUCACCUUAUACAGCCACGGUUCAGCAAUAUUCCACGAUUUCCCCAGGAAUGUAAAAGGAGGAGAACUGGCACAGGGCAUGAUGGACAAUUUGGUCAGAUGGCACGACGUGACUUCAAAUUGUUUAGCUCUGCAGAUGAACAAAAAUUGAUACCAACUACUGUAUCACAAUCUCCAGAUUUCAUGUUGUCAUUUGGUCAAACCAAAAGGGCAACAAAGAAGAGAUCAAAGAUACCGAUUCGAGCCCAUAAGUUGGUCCGCAAUGUGACAACUGCAGGUUGUGACUAUUCCUUAGAAACCCCUGAAAGCCGACAUCAGGCAUGCAUGGGAUCCUUGUUUGCAGAUGCUCAUGUAACAAUGAGAACAGGGAAGCGAACACAAAGGAAACGAGCUCAUCUUAAGGCAAUCUCAACUAUGGAUCACGAAGAUGAACUUGUCCAUUUUCAUGAACCUGUUGGAUUAACUUCAACAUCAGAAGAUCUACAAAACUUUGAUUUUCUUCAUCUUCAUAUCAUUCCCGUUCAAGAAUGCCGACGUAGGAGCAACAUUCUAGAACCAUUCGGCACCAACCAGAUGUCUCAAGCAAUAGUCCCUUAUACCAAUCAAACAGAUAAUUGUAUGGCUGUUGAAGCUGAACCACAAUACUCUCUUGUAAGUUAUGAUAGCAGCAUGAUGGUUCCAUAUACAGAGACCUAUAGUGAAAUCAAGAGAAAACGCCCCAGGGCCAAGGUUGAUCUCGAUGGGGAGACAAACAGAGUCUGGAAGCUUUUAAUGGGAAAGAUGGUUAGUGAUGCAGAAGGACCAGAUAUGGAUAGAGAAGUGCGGUGGGGGGAACAAAGGCAAGUUUUCUGUGGUCGUGCAGAUUCAUUUAUUGCACGCAUGCGUCUUAUCCAAGGGGAUAGGCAUUUCUCUCCAUGGAAGGGAUCAGUUUUGGACUCCGUGAUAGGAGUAUUUCUCACACAGAAUGUAUCAGACCAUCUUUCAAGCUCUGCCUUUAUGGCUCUUGCUGCAAAGUUUCCUUUUAAGUCAAGGACAGAUAAUGUAGAAAACAGGAUGAGCACACUGACAGAAGAAUAUGGAAGCAUCCCAUUCACUGAUGACAUUGAUUCUUUGUUCGUCUGCCACAUUGGAGAUGUGGAAGUGAACAAGAUGGACAAGGCUAAUGAAUCAACAAGGAUUAAUGUUAAAGGUGAUGACUUGGACAAUUUUUUUGGUCAAAUUGUGCAUGCGCAAGGAAGAGAGGUUGAAGUGAGUCUUGAAGCACCAAAUGGCAGAAUAGAGAUAUCCACACCAAUAGCAGAAAAUUCAGAAUCAGAAGCUAAAAGGUCCCUAGAUGAUGCAGUAUCAUCCCAAACCUCUGUGUCUUCUUCUGUUGGCUCUUUGAACUGCACUAAUCAUGACACAAGUUUUGUGGGAUUAACCCCCCAUGAACUUCUGGAUAUAGGUUUAAAUGGCAGUGUGGUCAGCGGCUCACACAUUUAUGCCUCCUGUCAGGGGCAUAUACAGAUUUCAGGAGUAAAUGUUGUGCAGGAAAUUUGCAACCAGGAUAAUGAUGGGAAUAUGUUAUCAGAGAAGUGUGGUGCGCUCGAUCAAGAGUCUGAAGAGGAAAGAGGAAUAGUUGAUGGAUUAAACAGUCAUGGAGAUCCUUGUCAAGAAAUUAGUAGCACAUCUAAUUAUCAAGUUAAUUGUUCACGAAAUUUUUCCUCAUGUGUGCCAAUUGUUGCAUCUGAAUCCUCUGAUUCAGACAACAUCGAGAAUGCUGAUGUGAUCAAAAUGAAAAGCAUUUCCAGUUUGCUGAGUUCUGAUCCAGGCAGCAACAACACACACAACAAAUUAGUUCAAAGAAGCUUCAAGGAUUCGUCCAUGGAAACUGAUUCUGAAAGUCGACAACGAUCAUCAUCGAUGUAUAAUGUGACUGUGUCACAUGAUACAUGUCCAUCUGCAAUCAAACAAACUUCUAAAUCACUUGUUUUUUCAAAUGCAGAUGAAAUUACAACAAUACUUCAGCAAGGUGAAAUGAAGCAAUAUUUCCAAGUGGUAAAUAGCCAACACGAAGUUGAAUUUUUGGCUCAAAAGCAACACUGCCAGCCCCAGGAAUCAUUUUCAAACUCCUGUGAUGAUGGAAAGGGCAAUUCAAUGGUUACUAAAGCAGUUGAACCUGAUUCAAAAGUUCAAGCUUUUGGUCUGCUAGAGUUUCCAACUGAAAAAUUAAAAGGUACACCAAGAGUAAAGAAGACCAAGGCUGAGUCUCAGAAGGCAAAGACUUUUGACUGGGAUAGUUUGCGGAAGGAGGUACGCCACAAUGGUUAUAUGUCAGAGAGAAGCAAAGACAGGAUGGACUCACUGGAUUGGGAUGCUGUAAGGUGUUCAGACAUAAGGGAAAUUUCAGAAACCAUUCGAGAAAGAGGAAUGAACAAUGUGCUGGCACAGAGAAUCAAGGAUUUCCUAAACCGUCUACUUAAAGAUCAUGGAAGCCUUGACCUUGAGUGGUUAAGGAAUGUUCCACCAGACAAAGCAAAGGACUACCUUCUGAGCAUAAGAGGAUUAGGACUAAAGAGUGUAGAGUGCGUUAGGCUUUUGACACUUCAUCAACAUGCUUUUCCUGUUGACACCAAUGUUGGGCGCAUAUGUGUGAGGCUCGGGUGGGUGCCAUUGCAGCCACUCCCGGAGUCCCUUCAACUGCAUCUUCUGGAUCUCUAUCCAGUCUUGGAGACGAUUCAAAAGUAUCUAUGGCCACGGCUAUGCACACUUGAUCAGCGGACAUUGUAUGAGCUGCAUUAUCAAAUGAUAACUUUUGGAAAGGUGUUUUGCACCAAAAGCAAACCAAAUUGUAAUGCAUGCCCAAUGAGAGGAGAUUGCAGGCACUUUGCUAGUGCAUUUGCUAGUGCAAGACUUGCACUUCCAGGACCAGAGGAAAGAAGAUUAGUGAAAUCGACAGUGCCUAAUGCAUCUGAAACUCAUCAAACAACCAUAUUUGAUCCAAUGCCAUUAAGCCAAAUUGAGGAGAGCUGCUUCUUACGGGGUAUUAGAAGCACUAAUGAACCUAUAAUUGAAGAGCCACCAUCACCUGAACAUGAAUUCCAGGGAACUUUAGAAAAUGAGAUAGAAGAAGUAUUUUAUGAAGAUCCCUGUGAAAUUCCUACCAUAAAUUUGAAUUUGGAAGAGUUCACACAGAACUUGCAGAAUUAUAUGCUAGAAAAUAUGGAGCUUCAAGAAGGUGAGAUUGAGAAGGCUUUAGUUGCUAUCACCAAUGAAGCUGCUUCAAUUCCCAUGCCUAAGCUUAAAAAUGUGAAGCGUCUCCGAACAGAGCAUCUAGUCUAUGAGCUUCCAGAUGCACACCCUCUACUGGAAGGGCUAGAGCCAAGAGAGUAUGAUGAUCCAUGUCCUUACCUCCUCGGCAUCUGGGCUCCAGGUGAAACCGCACAAUCAACUGAACCACCAGAAACAUGCUGCAAUUCUCAAGAAAUGGGUAGAAUAUGCAAUGAUAUGACAUGCUUUGCAUGCAGUUGUAGACGAGAGGAACAAACUCAAACAGUUAGAGGAACUCUUCUGAUACCAUGUCGAACUGCAAAUAGAGGAAGCUUUCCGCUGAAUGGCACUUACUUCCAAGUUAAUGAAGUAUUUGCAGAUCAUCAGUCUAGCCAUAGUCCAUUGGUUGUUCCGAGGAGAUUGCUAUGGAACCUGCCCAGGCGGACUGUUUAUUUUGGCACCAGUAUUCCAACAAUAUUCAGAGGUCUAACAACAGAUGAGAUUCGAUUCUGCUUUUGGAGAGGAUUUGUCUGCUUGAGAGGGAUUGACCGACAAACAAGGGCACCCAAGCCUCUUAGUCCAAGACUGCACUUGGCAGCAAGCCAUGCACAGAAGAAGACAUCAAUGAAGGUUGGGAAGAAGACUCAGCAUAAGACUACCAGUAAAAGCUGAGCAGGAUUUCACCUGUUGAAGCAUGGCCUGGUGGCCAAAUGUGUAUAUUAUGGCAGCUCUACGAUGAUUCAUUACAUGCUUAAUGUAGAGCCAUUUCUUCAUGGAAUCAAAGUUACUCUGCACACAAGGAGGAAGGUGUUCUGUAGAGAGAAAGAAACCUUCACCAACUUGUAGCAUUGCAAACAUGAAGCAUCUUAGAGAGACUGAUCCAAUGUGUAAUUCCUUUCAAAGGACAGCUGAGAAAGAUUUGGGUUCCCAAACCUUUCUAAUUUAUGUGAAGAUAGAUUUUUGGCUCUA